Numida meleagris (helmeted guineafowl) is the source of this 11382-nucleotide messenger RNA. RefSeq names its product gap junction protein gamma 1 (gene GJC1). NCBI's taxonomy places the organism in Eukaryota, Metazoa, Chordata, Aves, Galliformes, Numididae. The coding region runs from base 7829 to 9013 and encodes 394 amino acids. Gene Ontology annotation, cellular component: connexin complex. Gene Ontology annotation, biological process: cell communication. The record is from RefSeq and is a predicted model, not a curated record. The transcript has 4 exons.
AGCUGCGCCGCGCUCGGUCUCAGCGCUUCCUUAGGGGACGGCCCCCUCCGGCCGUGCCUUCCUCCCCCGAAAGCAGCGCCGUGACCCAUGUUUCGCCGUCGGGACAGCGAUGGAUGGGGCUGGAUGGGACACGGGGAGCGAUCUGCCGUGCUCUGACAUCGUUUAGAGGCUUUGAUUUUCAGUUCUUUUACAGCAGUGGUGCGGAUUGGUUCCGGUUGCCUCCUCUCUUUGUUGUCCAGCAUCUCUCAGCAUCGCUAUUGCUUUUCAGACCGGCUCUUAUCAACUUCCAGUUCAGUUUAAAUUGUGUCUGUCCCCCUUCUGAAGUGACUGCCUUUGUACUUUUAGGGCUGCAACUGUAAGUUCUGCAGUUGCUGAUGGAGCAGCCGUUGAGUUACUGGCAACAGACAGCGCUUCAGUGUUAAGAAGUGGAACUAAGCUUUUCUUAGUAUUGCUUCGUGGUUUAAGUUGUGUGUGCGUUUGCUUGAAUCGCCUUGCAGGUCUGAAUGCGUGUGUGUAAGGAAGGAAUUGUCACUUUCCAUUUGCUUUCUGGAUGGAUUCAGUUUGCACCCACUUGUAGCCCUUGGUAAAGGAGCGUGCUCGUCGGUUUCUUGGCAGGAAAUCUCCCAGUCGUCGCAGGUAGCACAGGGGGUGCCUGGAGCUGGGAGAUGAGGGUGCUGGGCUGAGAGCUCCGGCUCACCCGGGACAGGGAAGAGACCAGGAGGGCUCGGAGGCCCGAGUUUAAGAACCAGAAAAGGUUUGGAGCGUGCGCUCUGCUGCUUUUAAUUUUAGAAAAGCUGCGUCUGUAAGGAAUUUCCUGAGGUUUGAAGAGAUAAUUAAUUUGAGAAUUGUGCGGCACGGGUGAAAUAUUGAAAGGUCUCUUCUGAUUUUACGUAGCUUUACAUCUGGCAAGGACGGGGUUCAAGGACAGAGAUCUUUAGCUGUGAAGCCUGGAAUGCGGCGGAUGGAGUUGGCGCUGAAUUUUUAACGCGCACACUUGUUGGCUUGGGGACGUGCCGGCUGCCAUCGGGUCCUGUAAGUCCAGAAACACCCGAACUCUCCUAAGACACCACUUUGUCCCACCCGGCCCAAGCCCAGGUUGGGGUCCAGAGCGCUUGGGCAGUGCCUGGAGGUGUCACUGAAUGAUGAAGAAUGACUGCAGUGAAAAAUAGAGGAAUGUUUCCUACUCUCUGCGUUUCUCUUUCGCUCCAGCCACAGCAUCGCGGUUGACUGGGAGGUCUGGUGGGAUUAAAUAAAGCCGUGGUUUAAGGUGAACGUUGGUGGAUGCUCAAUGAAUGGGCUCAGCGGGGGCCAUUCCUCCUGCCAGCAUCGAUGCUUUGGCCCCAGAUCUUGGUAAUACUCUCUUCAAGAUGGCAUUUCGCGGAGGAGCGCGGGGCUUCCAGUUGCAACGCGAGGUGCGUUGUUUUCCUGGGCUAUAAAUAAAAAGCUAUAUUUGGAGAAAAACGAGUAGUGUCUUUAUGGGCGAAAUUGUAGGGAGGGAAAUGUGAUGGAAAAUUUGAGUCAGAUGAGCUGAUGUGUGAGGCAUUUCCCUGUGGGGUCAUUGGGCUGAAAAAUGUUUUCUGUGCCUAAAGUUGAACAGAUGCGCGUGUGCGCGGCCCCCGGUCUGAGAGCGGCCGUGCUCGCCGCGUGGCUGCGGUUGGUGCUCCAGCAGAACUGCUGUGCUCCGUGUUCUGGGGGUGUUCGGGUCAUCCCGCUUCGUACCGCGUGCCGGCAGCCCGUUAUUAGCAGGAUUUCUUCCAAGCUCUAAAUUAGGCCUGUGCUCCGGCGGCUCGCGGAGCCGGGAUUGAUGGCUUUGCACAGGAGUGAGGGAUUUCUCCCGAUUAGCUUUCUUAGAUGAAAAUCGCUGAAGUCGGCCAGCUCUCUGCCUAAAUAAGGGCACGGUACCAGCUUCCAGCUCUUACGGAUAUUAGUUCCACCUUUUUAGGUAGGCAUUUGUUAGGAGACAAUUAUGAUCGCAUGUGCUUGACCUUGUUUAAGAUAUUGCUGAGAUACGGAGAGAAGACAUCUGUUCUGGGCGAUCAGCAGCUUCUGCUGUUCUUUCCAAGUGUAAAUGUUGCAUUCUGUGGUGCUGCAGAGGUGGAUGAUGAUUGUUUCAUGAUUUUCCUUUACCGUGCUCCUCCCGGCCAUUAAUCUGCUUUCCCCAGAUGGUUUGAUUUGCCUUGCAGGUAGCUGUGCACACUGCUUCUUCUGCUGAAAUCCCAAAAGCCCUUCCAAAAGACGCAGUGUUGUUUGCACUUGGCUUUUCUGAUUGAGCCGUGCUAAUGGAGAGAUGUGAAACAGGUCUUUGUUUUGGUUUCAAACCCAAGGAUGGCCGCGGUGCGCUUCUGAAAGACGCGGCGUGUGCGGUGAUGAGCGGUGCUUGUGGCAAAGGGUGUGCGGGCUUUGUUCAUGGCGGUGCUCAGGAGAUCACUGAGCUCCAGCGAAGGUGGUUGAGCUCCAAUGAAGGUGGUUGAGCUCCAGUGAAGGUGGCUGAGCUCCAGCAAAAGUCUUUGAGCGCCAGCAGACAUUGUUGAGCUGCAGCCAAGGUCUCUGAGCUCCCACAAUGGAGGUUGAGCUCCAGCAGAGGUCUUUGAGCUCCAGUGAAGAGCAUGGAGCUCCGACAGAGGUCACAGAGCUCCAACAGAGAGCCCAGAGUGGUGAUUCCUUGUGCACGCAGAUGCUUUUCCUCCUUCCUCGAGGGUGUUUCUGACUCCUGGUAACCUGCUGAAGCCUCGCUCAGUGCACAGCUGCCAGUGGUGGUGCACGGUCCGGGGACGUGGGGUUGGCGGUUGGGUGGUAGGUGGUGUGCAUGGGGCUGGCUCCAUGGUAGGAUGCUUUCAACCGGGGUUAAAAAUAAAACAAUUAGAUUCUUACAUCUGAGAGGUAUGUGCCUUGCUGGUGUGCUGCCUUCUAUGCAGCGUCUACUCCUGAUUUUACUUAAAAAGUAAUGUGGUUUUCACACAAAUCAUUCUUUAGGUGGUUAACAAAUGACUCAGUUCUCGUUAAAGCAGACAUUCCUUAGCUGAGUUUCAAAUAGUUGAGCUAUUUUCAAUAGGAGAGGUAUUUUCAUAUUGGAAGCUGGUUCCCGGGAUAUUUUAAAGGAACUUUGAAGUGUUCAGGAAGAAGUACACGCUGGUUUUCCAUGUGGCAGUGGUCAUCUCUGGUCCCUGGCUCACUUGAAGCCUUCGCUCCCAUUGUACUCUGCAGUUGGAAUUCUGUGACACAGGCUGUGCUGUGACCUCUCUGCUCUGCAGGAAAUGACUCUUUACUCCCACUCUCUGCUGGUUAUCACUUGCCCAGUUGUUCCUCCCCGCGGGACAGUCCCAGUCCCAGGAUGGCCUUGUGGUUUCCUGGCAAGAAGCCUUUGAGAGACAGCAGCAAGUCUUGAGAAUGAAAGCAGUUUGCAUUGCCUGCUGUGUGCUGGAAGUCCCCAUACAGAAGCCUGGCUGACUUUCUCCUGGAAGAAGCAUUGCCCGCUGAUUCUGGCCUAUAUUUUCAUACGAUCUCAUUUUUCCUCUAUGAGUGUUGGGUUUGGAGACCUGGAAUUUGCCAGGCUUUGCUUUGGAACCUUUGUCUUGAAGAUUCCCUAGAGGAGUGAGGCUGUGCGUACUGUGAGUACAGACAUGAGGUUGUUGCUUUGUUUUUCCCAUGUGUCACUGUCCUCUCUUCUAGCAGCACCCAGCAGUCAGCCUGUUCCUGGUGGGGCUUUCUGGGCAUUUCUUGAGCCUGCUGUGGAGCGUCCAAAGCAGCAGAGGGAUGGUAGCGUAGGUGCAGGGAUGGCUUGGUAAGGAAUGCCCCAAAUCACACCAGGAAUUGCCUUGUUUUGUGGUCAGUCCCCGUUUAGUUGAGUGAAUGAGCUGUGGUCCAGCAUGUGCUGCUUAGCAUCCUUUGUGCUGGGAGUAUUUUGGAAAGCAGAACUUUGCUCGCCUGUCCACUAGGACAUGGUUGGGCCACUUGUGAGCUUCAGCUGGGAGAGGGAUGCAACGCAAGGAAAAAGUUUGUUCAGUGACUUAAUGAGGCAUGUGAAGACGUGCCCACCCUCCUCAAGUCCCGAAAGCCUGGAAAUAAGAAACUGGGGGAAGUUCAGCAUUGCUGCAUGGUUCUAUCAGUAGAAGCCAAGGUGCUUGUUCCCAUCUGUCCUAAUCUGGUGCUGGGUGAAUGAGGUGUACCCACCCAUCGUCUCCAGCCCGGCUCAGUGCGAGCCGUCUGACUUACAGGAGCAGACAGCACUGCUCUCUUUGGGCUUCUCUCUUUUUUCCUGAAAUGGCCGUGAGAGUGAUAUUUGGGUCAGCUGCCUCCAGCGUGUCACUUUCUUUUGACACUCAUGGCUGUGAGCGUGCAGGAGGAGCGCGGUGGGGAAGCGCUGCAGUGGGAUUGGGAGUCGUUAAAGGAGUACUGUGGUUUUCCACAUCACUCACGGGGAGACCUCUCCAAUGCCUGCCCGAAGGUGUUUUCCUUCUGAUCUUAGCACUGUGCUCCAGGGCUUGGUGUGGAAUUCCCCGUCCAUCCUCAGGUCUGCUUUCAGGCAUGGGGACAUCAGUUGGACACCGUGCUGCGAUGCGUGUCCCGAGCGUGCCUCGCUGGGCGCUCACCCAGCACAGAAUGGAAAGGGUCAGUGUACUGCUCUCCUGUGUAUUUCAAGUCCCUAUAACACAUCCCCCUGCCGUUACAUUCAUUGUUACAGGAAAAAUAGUUUUGCUGCUUGAGUCCCAGCCUCCUCUGUGUGGCACCCAGCAAUGGGACGGUACCCAGCGGGCACAGACUGGAGCACAGCAAACUGUGUUCUACCCACUUAAAGAUAAGAGUGUGGUCAGAUGUUGGAACGGGUUGCCCUGAGAGCUUGUGGAUUCUCCAUCCUCGGAGGAAACCCAGCUGGAUGGGAUCCUGCCGACCUGCACUGGUUGGGAGCAGUGGGCUGGAUCUGCCUGCUUGGUCCCUGCCAGCGCUGGGGGUUUGGUGACUGUGCUUGGUGGCUCCUCUGUGCCCCAGAAAUGGAGCCGUGGGGGAUGUCUGCGUUUGUAGCCAGAGCUUGGGAGCCUGCCCUGGAACUUUUUCGGAGUAGUAGGCUGAAACUGGGAGUUAGGAUUUGUACUGUAAACUGCCAGCUGGCAAAAUGUUGUACGUUUUUGGGGGUAAUGCACAUUGAUACAAGGACAAGUGGGGGUUAAGCAUCUUUAUAAAUAAAGUAGUUGAAUGGGUGGUUCUGCUGCCUGGGUGCUGGACUCGUUGAGUGUUUGGCACGCUCAUCCCAGGAGUGUUUUGGAGGGUGGUAAUGCUUUGUGUCCUGCGCUGAGGGGCAUGUGUUGCCCCAUCGUGAGGUGUCCAGGUGGGAGCACCUGCUGGAGAGCACUCCUUGGUAUUUGGAAGAUGAGUGCUGAGUGUUUCUGAUCUUGGAAUCAUUAAGGUUGGAAAAGGCCUCUCAGACUGUCACCACCAACCGUAAUCCUCUUGCAGAAACCCCAUGGAAUCCACACUGAGCGGAAUAAAGGGAACCAGGAGCUCGGUCAGGAACAUUUUGUGGCCCUGAAUCCAUGCUGAGACCAUACUCACCCGACGGGUUUGUCAUUGGUGUUGGCAGGAAUGGUCAUUUUGAGGAGACGCCGCUGAUCUUCGGGUGUCAUAAGGCUGUGCUGUUUGCUGGCAGUCCGAGAGUGGGGUGUUGGUUACACACUCAGCCUUGAACCCUCAGGUUUGGCUGUUUUUUCUUGCAGGACUUGAGGUCUAAAUUCAAUCAUUUUGCACAAAGGCAUUGCCCUUUUCAUACCCAACCCUGUUAGUCAUGUAGAGGCAGAGGGGCAGCUCACGUGGCAAGCUGUGGUCCCAGGCUGGGGGUAUGCUGUGUCUCGUUGCCCCCAGGACCCACUGUUUCAUCGCACUGGCUGUCAGAUAACACCCUGUGAAAUCUGCUGACCAGCUUGUUUUCUCCAUUAUUACAUUCCACAUCAUCGGAGUGCCAGCAUCACCUGGGGCUUGCUGCUGGAGUUCCUUGUUAUCUCAGGUCUGUAGGAUCCCCAAGCCCCUUGAGAUGGCGUGGACCCGACAGCUCACCUCCACCGCCCUGGAAAUGCCGCAUCCCGGAGCUCCCCGUUGCUGUAGGUGAAGUAAACGCCAGUGUGGCCAGCACAACACAUCUCCCAGUUCCAUUUGAGUUGUGUCACUGCGGGGGAGCGAUGCUAAAAUUGUCACUUGGCUUUCCAUGCUGGCAUUACCUAGAGGGCUCUCGGAGGCUCUCGGGGGUUCGACUCUUAUCCGCGAGUUCCAGCUCAUCUUUAGGCUGAAUGCUUGGGUGGGUACAUGCGUGUUGGUUUUCCAAAAGAUGCCUGUUUGACAUCUUUAUUUUUUUGACAGCACAAGAAUCUUAUUAUUUCUGCACCUCUCCUUUGGUGCUGUUCCGUUCCGCCCAGGAUCUGCGGUUCCAUCAUCGAGGCGCCGUGCUGGUGAUGGGUUUGGCCAUCGCAUUCUUCCUUUUUGAGUAGUAAAAAUCGGGUGAAUGUAAAUGAGAUUUGAAUGAAUAAUGCUAGUUAUGCAUUCAUCCUAAUUCAAAUCCUAUCUUAAUUAGCCCGGGGGCCUGAUUUGACUUUCAUGCAACAUUGAAACCACUUUGGAUUAUCACCGGAAUUGCCAUGCAUUUAUUCUUGAUUUUUUUUUUUUCCGAUCGGCGCACAUAAAAACAAAACAAAAGAAAUAUAUCACUAAUAAAUUAAUCAGAUUUAAUUAGAGUGACACGGAAGGAUACAUUUUUAGGGGAAAAAAUGCUGUAAAUACAUUCCCUGUACCAAUUGCUUCUGCACCGAGUGUGGGACUGAGCUCAUGACAAAGACACAGAGUGAAAGUCUCUCUCAGACGCGCUUUCUGCCGUGACUUAAACGAGCUGAAAUUGCUGACAUUUUGCCUUUUUCAGAUGUGUGUCAGCGUCCAUAGACUUCUCCUUCAAACGAUGGAAGAUUAUUGAGUUAAAUAUUUCCAUAACGACAGAUCUGGGAGGCACUCAGUGGACGCUGGGUGAAGGGUGCUGCCGUGUGUCUGGUCCUGCAGCACAUGUGUGAAGGCAGAACUGCUCUCUAGCUCACGAAACUGAAGGGUACUACCACGUAAAAUGCCAAAAUUCCGCUUAUGACUUUCUGCUUUCCUUCUAAUUAGAUUGGGCUGAAUGUUUCCAGUAGGACAACGGGUUAAUGAGAGGUCGUUUCAUCGAGCCUAAAGAUUUCCUUACAGACAGAAGGUGCUGCUGGUGUAUUUUCCCAUAUUUGUAUCCGCAGCUUUCCUCUGGACUGGGGCUAAAUAUAGAAUAAAUGACGUUUUCUUGUCAGAGGGAAGCAGAGCUGCUCAGCAGCUUCAAGUCUGAGCAGUGAGAGCUUCCUCAUCAACACACGCCGUUAACACGCAGCUGAUAAGCCUUGCACAUGCGAAGGCUGUGGUUAAUCUGAAUGUCAAGUCUGCCUUGUCAGUGCCUGUAGGUGAGCUGUGAUGCUGCUCAUUUGUAUAAUCGCUGGAAGUCAGGAUGGGAAAUGAUCUUUGUCCUGAAGUGAGUUCAAGGAGGGGCUCACAGCUCCGCGCGUGUUCCUGCUCCGUUUCUCCCUAUGUUCCCCAGCGAAACCAGUGGAACUCUCCGAUCUCUUUCAGGCGUCUUCCCCUUUCUUCAGAUGGAUUUGGGGCUGAUACGUUCACCCCCUGACAUUCCUGCAACUUCUGAAGGAUGCACACAACGGCACUGCAUGCUGUCUUGCUAACAAGGAGGGGACCUCCCAAAAGCCUGCAAAGGAGACGUAGGUCUUCAAGCAAGUCCUGGCAGCUCGAGCUUCCCGACAGCAGAUAAAAUAAUUUGACCACCAUGAGUUGGAGCUUUCUGACCCGUCUCUUAGAGGAGAUCCACAACCACUCCACCUUCGUUGGCAAAAUCUGGCUGUCGGUGCUGAUCGUGUUUCGGAUCGUCCUGACUGCUGUGGGAGGCGAAUCCAUUUAUUACGAUGAGCAAAGCAAGUUUGUGUGCAACACGGAGCAGCCCGGCUGUGAGAACGUUUGUUACGACGCUUUUGCUCCUCUUUCUCACGUGAGGUUUUGGGUGUUCCAGAUCAUUCUCGUCGCCACUCCGUCCGUGAUGUAUUUGGGCUACGCAAUCCAUAAGAUUGCCCGGAUGGUGGAGCACAGCGACGUUGACAGAAGGUUCAGAAGCAAAAGCUUUUCGACGCGCUGGAAACAGCACCGCGGCUUAGAGGAGGCCGAGGAUGACCACGAGGAAGACCCGAUGAUGUACCCAGAAAUAGAACUGGAAAGCGAGCGGGAGAACAAGGAGCAGCAGCCCCCCGCCAAAGCCAAGCACGACGGGCGGCGGCGGAUCCGCGAGGACGGGCUGAUGAGGAUCUACGUGCUGCAGCUGCUGGUGAGGGCGACGUUCGAGAUCGGCUUUCUGAUCGGUCAGUACCUUUUGUACGGUUUUGAGGUCAGCCCCGUGUUUGUGUGCAGCAGGAAGCCCUGCCCCCAUAAGAUAGAUUGCUUCAUUUCAAGGCCGACGGAAAAGACCAUUUUCCUGCUCAUAAUGUACGGGGUGAGCUGUAUGUGUUUGCUUUUGAAUGUGUGGGAGAUGCUCCAUUUAGGGUUUGGCACGAUCCGGGACACGUUAAACAACAAGAGGAAAGAGCUGGAGGACUCUGGUACCUACAACUACCCCUUCACUUGGAACACCCCCUCUGCUCCUCCCGGCUAUAACAUCGCGGUCAAACCUGAUCAGAUGCAAUACACCGAACUGUCCAACGCCAAGAUGGCCUACAAGCAGAACAAAGCCAACAUCGCUCAGGAACAGCAGUACGGCAGCAACGAGGAGAACAUCCCCGCCGACCUGGAAACCCUGCAGAGGGAAAUCAAAGUGGCUCAGGAACGCCUGGACAUGGCGAUCCAGGCGUACAACAACCAAAACAACCCCAGCAGCAGCUCCAGAGAGAAGAAGUCCAAAGCGGGCUCCAACAAAAGCAGCGCCAGCAGCAAAUCGGGGGACGGGAAGAACUCUGUCUGGAUUUAACGUUGGCUGAGUUUAUGUGUUGUCUUUUUCUCAUAACCAGCAGUCCAUUGAGUAAUGGCUUCCAUUAAGUAAAUAUUUGGUUCUGCUUAUUUUCAGGGAUACCAUUGGCUAGUGAUUCCAGCUCUAAGAAAGUGUUUAUACGGAUACUGUAGGACUGUAGAACUUUAUUCUUCUGCCUUCCAAGCCAGGAGACAACUAGGUAUAUUUAAAUCAUUCUCAUUGAACGGUUUAUGCUGUAUGUACAGUAUUAUCGUACAUUUAUUAUGCACAAUUUUUUGUAUUUGUACACUGGAUCUCCGAAGUUACCCUUUUUUUUAUAUGAACGAGGAGAAAACCGUAGGUAGCCGUUAGCAUUUUGCUAGUUUUAUUACUGUGGUUCGUCGUCGUUUUCUGUUUGUUUUCAAUGUCAAAACUUUCUAUGCUGCAUUUGAGAAGUGCCUUGAACACGCAGCACCGAGGAGUCCGGUUAUCCACUCCCUUAGAGCAGGGAAAGGUUCGGAAAACGUCUGCUGAUGGUGCUCUUGACUGUAUCUUUUAUAAAAAUGAUGUGCUACUUACAAAUGGAAGCGUCACACGACCGCUAUUAUGUGCUACAUUUCUUCAUCCGAUGGAAAACGACUCAUAAUUCCACAUCUUUACAUAUUUAAGAGGUUUCUGAGGUCUCUCGUUGCAUAACACCCUGCUCCAAAUGUCCCAUAGCUGCCUAUAUGGAGGCCACCACCUGCCUGUCGCACCCAGAUGUCCCCAUGUCCCUUGUCCCCUGGAGUCAUUGGGAUGCUCAUUCCCCUGGUCCCAUUUGUUCUCCUUGCCUCAUGUCCCUCUUGUCACCUGGUUCCUGUCCCAUGGGGUCAUGGGGAUACUCAUUCCCCUGGUCCCUUUUGUCCCCCUUGUCCCCUUGUCCCCUGUCCCAUGAAGUCAUGGGGAUACUCAUUCCCCUUGUCCCAUUUGUCCCUCAUGUCCUCUGAUCCCUUGUCCCAUGGGGUCAUUGGGGUGCUUGUCCCCCUGGUCCCAUCUGUCCUCCUUGCCCUGUGUCCCCCUUCUCACUUGGUUCCUGUCCCAUGGGAUCAUGGGGAUACUCAUUCCCCUGGUCCCAUUUGUCCCCCCUUGUCCCCGUGUUCCCUUGUCCCCUGGUGCUGUUUGUUCCCUGGGGUCAUUGGGAUGCUCAUUCUUCUGGUCCCUUUAGUACUCCUUGCCCCAUGUUCCCCUUGUUCCCUGUCCUAUGAGGUCAUGGGGAUACUCGUUCCCCUGGUCCCAUUUGUCCCCUUGUCCCCUGGUCCCUUGUCCCAUGGGGUAUUUGAGAUGCUCAUUUGCUGGUCCCAUUUGUCCCCGUGUCCCCUUGUCCCCUGGUCCUUGUCCCAUGGUGUGAUUGGAAUGCUUGUUCCCCGUGUCCCCUUAGCCCCCGUGUCCCCUUGUCCCCUGGUCCCUUGUUGUGUUUUUUCAUCCUAUAGAAACCGACUCGUAAUUCCACAUAUUUACAUAUUUAAGAUGUUUUUGAGCUCUCUCGUUGCAUAACACCCCGCUCCCUGGGGCAUCGAGUUGUUCCAGUACCUUUUGGGGAAGAUUUCUGUGUUUCCGAAGUAAUCUGCUUGGAUGGAGUCAUGGUCAUUCUGCUCUCCGUGCAUCACGUCCCAGCAAUAGCCCUGCUCCCCCCGGCCCUGCGCACACACACACUGUCUGUACAGGUUUUUAUGAAACCCUUCUGAAUAUAAACAAUAAUGCCUUAUCCCCGACCCCUCUUCCUUCUGUCACGUCCGAGGAGCCGAGUUCAGACGGAGCAAUAUAUACAUGAUUUAAUUUCUGCUUGAGAGACCGGUCAGAUCCGUGGCAUUCUGCAGUUUUGGCAUUCAACUUGAAUUUAUAAUUAGAAAAAAAAAAAAAGGGGGGGGGGGGGAAUGAGGUAUUUGCUGCCCCUGGCAGUGUCUUUUUGGCGAGGACGAGCAUUCACAUUUGAGGGACGCUGAGAAACGUCUGUGUUUUUUUGUUGCUCUGUGUAACGCGUUCGGGGCUUUGCUCUGUUCCUCUGUUCCUGUGGCACUUGGAGUCGUGCAUAGCGUGCACCUUCCCUUGGAAGCGGAGCGUUCUUCGUAGAGGACGCGCAUUGAAGCCCUCGGUGUUGAUGUCUGUGGCUGUAGUCGGUUUCAAGGCAUUGGGUUUGGUCUGGUUUCUUUCUCCUUCCGAAGAAAUGAUAAUGCAUUACUUGAAAAUGCUCUCUCGCUUUGGCUUGAUGCAGGCCAUCCUGAAAUAAACACUCAGAACAGAUUUUGGACCAAAAAAAAAAAAAAAAAAAAAAAAAAAGAACGUAUCUUGAGUUUGUGUUAUCCUCUGGUUUUGGAACAAAGUGUCUAUUAAAUGCAGUGGGUUGCAGAAAA